AUGAAUUUUCUCCAAUAUAAAAUUCGUAAUAAACAAAUUUCAGAGAUGAAUGGUCAAAUAGAGACAUUGAUUCCACAAAGUGUCAAUCCUCCUCCUGGGGCUUAUUUAUAUAAGCCCGAAGGAGACAUGAUUGCAUCCGGCAAAGGAAAACAUAUCCAAAGGCACAUAUUUAAGAAUCAGAUUCUCACUGAACUCGAAGCUAAAAAAUUGGCAAGACUUGAGGAAGAAGUGAAAAAAUUAAAAAUCCAAAUUCCUGAAAACUGGGACAAAAAUGAGCUGCUGAGAUUUUGCUUCGGAACAGGCUGGAAAACAAGGAAAGCUCUUAAAGAAUUCCAGAACCACCUAAAAUGAAGGCGAGAGACAUUCCCACGCGGAUACUUAUCCGUGUAUCCAGAAGUAGCUGAAUUACUGGUAAAUUUUACAAUAGACAUUAGGAGCCUUUUAUGUUCACGGUCGGGAUCAUUUCUAUAGGCCAAUUCUUAUAAUGAAUUGUACGAAAUUUCAAUUCAAAAAAGUAAUAUUUACACAGAUUCCUGAUGAGACUUAUAUAAGAUUUUUAUGCUUCUUCUUUGAAUAUGUAACACAAAAUAUUUUACUUCCCGGGCAUGUCGAAACCUGGGUGAAUAUUGCUGAUAUGGGGCAUUGGGGGAUGACUCAACUUCCAAUUAGUUCGCUUCGUAAGCUUUCUAAAAUAAUUCAAGCUAACUUCAAAUGCCGCUUAGGAAUAAAUUACGUCAUAAAUCCACCUUCAACUGCUGUUAUUAUGUGAAAUUUUGUUAAACCAUUUUUAGAUGAAGUUACCUUGCACAAGAUGAACGUCUUAAAAGACUCAAUACCCAGGCCAUUGUUUAAUCACUGCAAUUUAAGUCAAGUUGAGCGAAAGUAUGGAGGAACAGCGCCAAAUGUGACUAGUUUUUGGCCACCUACAUUUCCUCCAGGUCCUAUUUCUCCAUAUGACGAAACUUUAAAAGAAGAUACAUAUGAUGAACCUGAUAUUAAUAUUAAAAAGAAAAGAAAAGACAAAAAGAGAGCACAAACAGAAAUAAUUGACAAGGAAGACGUUAUUGUUGACAUGGGAGAAAUUUCUAUGAAUAAUGACAUCAAAGUAGAAACUCUGCUAGAAACAGCCAGAGAAGAUGAGGAACUAUUAGUUGAGGAAAAAAUAAUUGAAGUUGAAGAAGAUCAAGUAACCAAAAAGGAAAAAGAAAAAGAAACAAAAGACGAAAAGGAAAUUAAAAGACGAAGAAGAAUAAGCAAGACGUAUAAAGUCAUUAAUAAUGAUAUAGAAAUUGAUGAAGAGAUAGGGAACGAAGAAAAAAUUAGGAAUAAAAAAGACAAUUUAAGCAAACUUGUUUUUGAAGAAUAUUACGAAAAUCAUGAUAAGCAUAGCAUCGAGCCUUUUAGCGUAGUUGAAACUCGAGUUGCUGAGUCUAAUUGCGGAUUUUUGAGCGUGCCAGAUUGUAGUUAUAGUAUAUCGAUGAAUAGAUGCAGCCUUCUUUAG
Messenger RNA from Blepharisma stoltei, 1501 nucleotides. The record is from the annotation of a GenBank genome assembly. Lineage: Eukaryota; Ciliophora; Heterotrichea; Heterotrichida; Blepharismidae.